ACAGGCGCAGCGCCACACAAAAUUCGUCUGUCGUUCGCUGGCUGGUUGGCUCGUUGGCUGAUGCUUUAUUUUGCAUCACCCGCAUCGUCAGCUCGCAACCGCGGAGCUAUACCAUAAGUACACGUAUCCCAUACACUUUACUAAUUUACCUUACGAAAAAGUGUGUUUAGCAUUUUUUACUGGACAACGAAAAUUUAUACACGUGGAGUCAUGGACAUCAGGAGCUUCUAAAGCUCAUUGGUGUUAAGGUGACGGACGGAAGAGAGAGUGAAAAGUUGCAAUACUUACAACCAUCAGAAGAGAAGAAGUAAAAGUUCAACGUUGUGUACAUCAAUUUGUAGUUGGUACCUAUAACUUAUCAUCUCUCAAAAUACCUAUCUAUUACUAUCCACCUAUCCGAUAAAGGAGGGGACGACACAAGCACGAGGACAAAGCACAUAGUACUUACUCCUUCUUUUGGAGUAGCAAGAUUGAGGUGUGUUGACGGACGAACGAUUGGGAGGAGAAAAAUCCUGGAAACAACGUUAGAAGAGCACCAAGCUCUUCUUUUAACUCGCAAAAGUGUCGGAACUAGAACCCAGGGCGAAGAUGAGGGCCGCGGGCAUUGCGUUGAUCAGCGUCGCACUUACGUGCGCCGUUAUCGGCAAUGCCUACUAUCAGAAGAAGCAGUUCUAUCCGUCGGUGGUCUAUAUAACCAAGUCGAAUCCUAGUAUGGCCGUCAUAUAUGUUCAAGGUCUCAUACUUGUUUUGAUGGCAAAUUCUCUAUUGAGGAAAAUUUUCUUUGGAAAUCUAAGAGCUGCAGAAUUUGAACACUUGAUGGAAAAACUCUGGUAUGCCGUGACAGAAACGUGCUUGGCAUUCACAGUCUUUAGAGAUGACUUUAGUCCAAAAUUUAUUGCAUUGUUUACGUUAUUACUAUUUUUAAAAUCAUUUCACUGGCUAGCUGAAGACAGAGUUGACUAUAUGGAAAGGAGUCCAGUGAUAACAUGGCUAUUCCACUUGAGAAUAGGCACGUUGUUAGCACUACUGUUUUCAAUAAACUUGGCUAUGUUCAAUUAUGCUUACACAUCAACACUCUCAAAAGGACCUUCUGUACAACUUGUAUUUGGUUUUGAAUAUGCUUUGCUGCUUACCGUUGUUUUGAAUAUUAACAUCAAGUACAUUCUUCAUACAAUCGAUUUGCAAAGGGAUAACCCUUGGGAUAAUAAGCCUGUAUUUUUAUUGUAUACUGAGUUGAUAAUUGGUUUAUUGAAGGUUAUGCUGUAUCUUGCAUUUGUUGGAAUUAUGAUGAAAAUAUUUACCCUACCUCUAUUUGCCUUCAGACCCAUGUAUUACACAAUGAGAAACUUUAAAAAAGCUUUCCACGAUAUUGUGAUGUCUAGACGAGCUAUUAGAAAUAUGAAUACCAUGUAUCCUAACGCGACACCGGAAGAACUGGCUGCUGCUGAUAAUGUUUGCAUCAUCUGCAGAGAGGAGAUGGUUUCCGCAAGCAAAAAGUUACCGUGCAAUCACAUUUUCCAUACGGCUUGCUUAAGGUCUUGGUUUCAACGUCAGCAAACGUGUCCUACAUGUAGGUUGAAUAUUUUAAGACCUAGUCAAUCAACGACGCGACAACAAAUUCAAGCUCAACCUCAACCUCAACCUGUACAGCAACCGGCCCCACAGCCUCCUCCUGCUCCUGGACCAAAUCAGCAACCUGCUCCACCUUUCCAAUUGCCACCAUUCUGGGCGAAUUUUCCGGCACCACCCCCAAUACGCACCUCACAAGCAGCAUCUCAAGGCUCAUCGUCGCAACCACAGCAGCAACAACCAGGCACAAGCAGUAGUGACAGCUCUGCAGAUCCUCCUCUUGGUACGGUCGGUGGUUUCCCAGUAUUUUCUCCUUCGACUUUUCAAACGAUCAUACCCAUGCCACCGGUACCCUUGCCACCACUUAAUUUAUCAGCAUUGAGUGAAGAAGAAUUAAGGCAAAUGGAAGGUGAUAUGCGACAAGCAGUUGAACAUAGAAUCGAGACGCUAAGGAGGGUUUAUUUACUUAUGGAUGCGGCUAUAGCAAUGAUGGGCCAGUAUCAAACUGCUGCGGUUACUACAGGCAUUAGUGUCUCACCUACAAAAAGUGCGACGGAUGAAAGUUCUCAAUCAUCGACGAGUGCAAAGGCGGAAGAAAGCCCUGAAGCAUCGAGUUCCAACGAUGACGCGAGUACGAACGCAAACACCACAGACAAUUCUAAGCCAACAAAUGUAGACAAAGCGCAAAAUUCUAUUCAAAAGACUGUUACUAAUACACCGACCGAUGACGUAGCCGUGACCUUGACAGCAGCUGCACCAUCGUCUCCAAACACAAAUAACAUCAGCGAACCCGUGCCCUCGACGUCCCAGGUAAACGAGUUACCAAACGAUCAAGAAAUGCUGAGGCGGAGAAGAUUACAAAACUAAACGAAUAUUGACGAAAUACUGUCGGUAUUAUUUUUAUCAAUUUUAAUUCCAAAAAUUUUUCAAAUGAUAACACAAAUUUCUAUACCUGUUCUACCUUAAAUAUUGGUUCUUUCUAUCAGAUAUAAAGUAUUUCCAUGGAGUGGAAGUAUCACAGAUAAAUUUACAUUAAAAGUAACUGAAAUGUUGAAACAAAUAGUUACCUUCUUUAAAAUUCAACAAUAAAACGAUCUCUCUUAAACGAUUGCCGAUGCUUUAAAGAUCGUAAAAUGACUGAAAUUUUUUAAAAAUUACAGUAUACUUUACUUACUAGAUUUGAAAAACUGAAUAUGUUGAUAAAAUAGAUGCUGGAUAGCGCAGCCUCUCAAUGUGUGAUAUAAUUUGUGAGAGUGUCAUGUGAAAAAACUUGAUUAGUCGUUUGGCUUGACCUAAGCUUUGCUUGCUGAGGGUUACAAACAAAACUUUGACCAAUGAACGUUAGUGAAGGAUAAUGAUCCAGAAGGAAUUAAGAUUCAUAUUUUGAACUCAGGAAGGUCAAAAUAUUCUUUAAGAUAAGUAACGUUAUGAAUGAAAUUGAAUAAUAUUUUUAGUUUGAAAAAUGGAUUAAAUUUUUUUUUUUUUUUAAAUAACGAUUAAUUUUAUUAAUUAUAAAAUAGAUGAUGAAAUUAAUAUCGAAAUCUUUUUUGCAAUCAAAUUGUUUUUCAAUAAACUUUAACAGUACUUUUAUUAAAUAUCGAAAAAUAUAGUAUACUGCGUAAUUUUUUCUCACAAAUCAUAAAUGAGCAAAAAAAUAGUAUACUAUGUUUUGUUUGAUAUUUAAAACAUUUUUAUUUUCUCGUUUGAUAUUUUAUAAGACGUUAAAGAUUCUGUUGUUUGCUUUAAAGUAUCUAUUAUUGACAAAAACAGCAAAUUACUGUACAGAUAUUUUCGAAAAAAAAAAUUUGUUUAGUAUUUAGCCUGAGUGAGUGUUUCUAUCAGUGAAAUAUGUAAGUAAG
Molecule: messenger RNA, 3428 nt
Organism: Copidosoma floridanum
Lineage: Eukaryota; Metazoa; Arthropoda; Insecta; Hymenoptera; Encyrtidae
Gene: sip3
Product: septin interacting protein 3
Biological process (GO): proteasome-mediated ubiquitin-dependent protein catabolic process; ERAD pathway
Cellular component (GO): endomembrane system
Molecular function (GO): ubiquitin protein ligase activity
Source: RefSeq, a predicted model, not a curated record